AUGUUACCGGAGCAUUCCCAACAGCUGUUGCGUGCUGCACGUGCUGGGCGCGUCUACAAGUUGCCAGCUCCGGUCGAAGAUGACAACGACGUAGAAGAUGAGGAGAAAGAGCAGAAAGAGGUCCAAACUGGAUUCACUGUCAAGAAGUAUGUCAAGGUCGCGCGCCACCUCGAAGCGACCGAGCCGGAGUAUCUGGCGAAGAGGCGGAAAGGACUCCCAUCUCAGUAUGUCAUGAAUGGAGUAGCACAGCCAGCAUUGCGAGAAACGAAGGUAAAAAAGCUGGAUGCGGAGGGAAAUGCCACUGUGUACAAAGUCCUUGUUCCAGAAGGGCAAGCUGUUGCUGGCGAGGUCCAGCCUACGGACGAUGCGAUGGAAGUUGCGCCGGCCACAGCCGCUCCCGGAACUAUUGUAGAGGGAGUUGGUGUCGUGAAUGCACAGGGUGUUGUGGUAGCCAACGACAUUUUGACGCAAACACCGCCCCGAAGACGGCCCCCGCCUCCCAAGAAGAAGCGUGGAGGCCCAGGUCGUGGCAGGAAGAGAGUAAAUUUUGUGGAGGGAGCAGCAGAGCAAGGAACGCCUGCGCCCAACGCCGGCGGUGAUCACCUUGCUGUGCCCGGUUUGAAGCAAGAAGGCGGCUCCGUGGAACCAUCCGAUGGCGAUACACCAAUGGCUGAUGCUGGCGGGGAGGAUGACGAGGGCUCUGGCGAUGAAGGCUCAGAUGAGGAAGACCACGAUGGUGAACAUGCUUCACAUCCAGCGACUCCAGUGACACCUUUGAGACCGGCACCACCGCCAACGAGCGCGCCAAACUUGGAGACCACUGAGAUACCGACUCUGGACGCCGCAAUUACUUCAUCCACAACCGCCGCGAUCGCUCCAGAAGCCACCUCACAGCCGUCUGCAAAACAAGAAUCACCCUUGCCGCCUGCAAAACAAGAAUCGCCCUUACCGCCUGCAGACGCGUCCAAGGCGACCGAGCCAAGCGCGAUGCGUGAUGCUUCUAGCUCGCCCGAUCUACCGCUGUCGACAAUGUCACAUAGCCGGCAAAAUUCGCUGAAUCAAAUCCCAACUUCUGCGACUGUCGACGAACCAGAACCUAUGGCUAUCGACACGACUGAGGCAACUGAAACCGUUGAGCCUCAACCUAAGCCUGAGCCCGAGUCUGCCCUCGCCCCUGCGGUGGCUCCAGUAUCUGAAUCUGCAGCUGUGGGCGCGACCGAGCCUGAGGCCAGCCAAGCGCCGUCCACAGAGGAACGUUCCGCUCCACCAUCUGAGCCUGAUCUGAUGGCUAGCCUGGACAGGCAUCUCGAGAAGGACAGCGAAGACAUUGCAGGUUCUUGA
Parastagonospora nodorum SN15 is the source of this 1341-nucleotide messenger RNA. RefSeq lists its product as hypothetical. Lineage: Eukaryota; Fungi; Ascomycota; Dothideomycetes; Pleosporales; Phaeosphaeriaceae. The coding region runs from base 1 to 1341 and encodes 446 amino acids. The record is from RefSeq and is a predicted model, not a curated record. The transcript has a single exon.